GUCAUUAGCUAUAAUCCUAGAUAGAUCAUUUUUUUUCUUAGAAGUACAGAAGAAGUUGGGUUAUGAUUCAAGUCACAUUGUUAAUAGUAAAAGAUGAAGCUAUUGCAGUUGUAAUCAGAAUUUUGAAGGGGGCAGCAGUUUUUAAUCAUCAAAAGCACUAACUUUAAAGGAAACAAAGAUAUUAGAGGUGGAAGGAAGUCCUCCAUAAACAGGCUAGCUUGCACUGAUUCACUGUGUCACAUUAGGCAAAAAUAGAUCUUUGUAUGUUGUCCUAAUAGAAAAUAACUGAUGACUGCUAGAAUUUUGAACGCUAUGGUUGUGUAAGCAAGCUGCACUAAUGGGCCUGAAUUACUCUAUUGGAUGAUUACCUCUCCUCCCCCAGUUCUCAAAGCAGAAUGGAUGGCAGUUUCAGAUUGAAUAUAUAUUUUCCAUCUGCUGAAUAGUUGUUUUUGUUCAUGCUGUUUGAGGUUAACUAUGCACGUACUAAUCAAACCCACUACUUCCUUUCUCGUAAAACCAAAAUAAAGCUUCAUAUUACUUUCAGGUACAGUAUCUGGGAUUACAGAUAUAUAAAUACACACUGACGCUGUGUGGGUUCAAACAUUUCGAAGAUUCAGUAUCCUGAAAGGCUUUACUUUUAUUCCAGUCCUGAGAGUUCCAGUUUGUCUGGAGGCAUCAGAUAUUUUCAGCUCCUUCAGCAUCUGUCCCAGCGCAGGAAUGCUUUCAGCAUGGGUCACCGUGAGCUUUCUCUGCGCAGCCACUGCCACUGCCGAAGUAAUGGAAGUGACUCAGCCAGCAAUAGUACUGGCCAACAGGCAAGGAGUUGCCAGCUUGGUGUGUAACUACAAGCACAUUGGGAAUGCAAAGGAAAUUCGAGUGACUUUGCUCAAACAGACAGGUGACAAGUUCACUGAAAUCUGCGCUUCGACCUACACGAUGGAAUUUAAAAUGUUCAGUGUGGAAGAAGUUAUUCAGUGCCAUGUUAGCCCAGGCCGAAACAAUGUGACCCUUACCCUCACGGGCCUGCAAGCAAAUGAUACUGGUCUUUAUGUCUGCAAGAUGGAGCGGAUGUACCCUCCACCAUACUUCAUGAACAAGGGAAACGGGACACAACUCUACGUCAUUGAUCCAGAACCUUGUCCAGACACUGCCAUAUAUCUCUGGGUAUUAGGAGCUACUGCCUCAGGAUUCUUUCUUUACAGCAUCAUCAUCUCAGCCAUUGUCGUGGGCAAAGCGAUCCAGAGAAGACGACGUCUCACUACUGGGGUAUAUGUGAAAAUGCCUUCUGAAAAGCUAGAGAAAAAAGUGAUUCCAUUUCACAUCACUGUUAACUGAAACAAGGAGAUGGAGAGCCUGUUUCCUAGUGGAAUGGAGAAUCUGCUAAUUGCCUGAAGUCAAAGUAAUAAAAUGUAUUGUCUUAUUACAAAGGUGUACUGAAAAGAGAGAAAAUAUUUCUAACUUCUGUAGUUUGGAGGAGAAUAAAUAGUUUAUGCAUUAAUAUUUCAAGGUUAACCCUGUCACGUAUAAAUGGCUGUGUUAGGCCAUUGAUUUUUUGAGUUGUAUUGUACCAAUAUGUAGUCUAUAUAAAUAUACAUAUAUAUGUAUAGCAUUAAGAGAUAUUGCUGUUGCAGUUGAACAUCUUAUUGUCACACUGUGCCGUGUCUACUGAUCAACUGAAAUCCAAACACUAUUACUGCAGAGGCUUUUGUAUCAUUGCAAAGUUAAUCCUACAGGUCUGAGGGGAAGAGGCAGAAGGGUACACUAAUGUACAAAGCAAUGCUGUCUUGUCUCCAUGCAGUGCUAUUUAUUGGUUCAAUUUCUUGUAUUAGUGCUCUGUGCUUCCACAAAGGCAUCACUGUAGGCUGGCACUGAUGAUACUGCUGCUCUGAAAGCCUGAUCUCAGCCUUUCUCUGGCACUGUGUCUCAGCAGUGCAGUACUGGAAUUAACACUGAUGAUAUCUGAGGCAGUGCUGACAGCACGGUUGGAGAGAAAGUCUGUCCAGCAGGAGACCUCUGGGGCUGUUGCUGUGAGGAUAUUCCAGCUCUGCUGGAGCCUUGAGUUUUACAAAUGCUAAAUUAGCAUCUAUCCAAGAGCCAGAAAUAUGUUAUGUGUUUAACUGAGUCUAUUUUCCAUGAAAAUACAGACACUGUAUAAUCUUGUUUAUUAGUUAUGUACCAUUCAAUAAAAAUCUUGAAGCUUUGCCCAAAUCAAGUUCAUUUCUUAUUCACCAUUCUCAGAAGCAACAGGAAGUGGCUACAUGUUAGAAAGCAGUGAUGACAAGCUGAACCUUUCCCCUCUGACCCUAUGUUUUGCCCUUCUGAGGAAGCUGGUGUGCUUAUGGCAACACUUAGCUUUCUCAGCUCUCCUCCUCAGAUGUCACCAUUAAAAUCCGCCAAGUCUUCAGUUUGUCUAGUUAGAGCUGAUAUGCUGUGAUUGAGAGAUGCUACCAAACACCUAUACACUUACAGCAAAGUUACUUGCUUUCAGAAGGUAACAGUU
Messenger RNA from Phasianus colchicus (ring-necked pheasant), 2500 nucleotides. RefSeq names its product cytotoxic T-lymphocyte associated protein 4 (gene CTLA4). Gene Ontology annotation, cellular component: external side of plasma membrane; membrane. Gene Ontology annotation, biological process: T cell receptor signaling pathway; immune response; B cell receptor signaling pathway. The record is from RefSeq and is a predicted model, not a curated record. NCBI's taxonomy places the organism in Eukaryota, Metazoa, Chordata, Aves, Galliformes, Phasianidae.